This is a messenger RNA of Hypomesus transpacificus, 1122 nucleotides long. RefSeq lists its product as uncharacterized. The coding region runs from base 156 to 911 and encodes 251 amino acids. The transcript has 2 exons. NCBI's taxonomy places the organism in Eukaryota, Metazoa, Chordata, Actinopteri, Osmeriformes, Osmeridae. The record is from RefSeq and is a predicted model, not a curated record.
ACACAGCAAGUAAGUUUCAUUUUCCUUUCCUGGUCCGUUUCUCAGCUGAACAGGGUUACGGCCCCGCCCCCUCUGCUGACAGGGAAAGGAUAUUUGAUAUCAAACAGUCAUUUGGUUAACAGACAGGAGAAGAAGCUCUUGAACGGAGGUAAACAAUGUCAAAGAUCAAAACCCUGAAUGAGAUUGGGCAGCUGGAGUCAUCUGGCUAUGGCGUGCCCUGCCCCAGACAUGGCUUACACCUACUCUACUGGUUCUGCAACGACUACGUCUCCUUCGACAACAACGGAGACCUAGUGGUAUCAGAACACCCCAAAGGGAAAAAGUAUGGCUUCCACUGGUUUGGUAACCAUGGCGAGGAUGACGGUCAACUCCUCCCACAACAGAACACUCCUUACUUUGAGGUGGGAAACCUGUUUGCCCCAGGAGCUGGAGACCUGCCUGAGUAUGUGAGGUUAAACUUAAGACGUGACAGUAACCUCAGCAACAUGGAUCGCAUCAUCAUAAGCCUCCGCUCACAGUUGAUAGUGGACAAGGUGUACGUAACCCAGCACAUAGACAGGUCCAAGUUCGAUCGUCAGAACACCUUCUGCAUCAGUAAAGGGUUAGUGUUGAUCCUCCGUAACCUGGAUCUGGAGGACGGGCUGCUGUGGCAAGUUGGCUACUCCUCCCAGACAACUGUGUCACACGUUCGCCCUGCCCAGCUGCCCCGCCCUGCCCAGCUGCCCCGCCCCGCCCCACUGCCCCGCCCCGCCCCGCUGCCCUGCCCCAGGGGGUCUGGCCGGGCGAGAUAUGAUGACUCAUGGAGCUCUGGAGACAGCAGAGGAGGGUGGAGGCCAGUGGACGAUGUUGUCAUCAGGAUGCCACAUGAGAGUGUACGGCCAGAGAAGUGUUGCAACUGUGUGAUUUUGUAGUCUGGACCAGAGUGAUGAAGGGGGCUUAAGAAGCCCUGGAGGCCCACCUCUUCCAGCUCCACCUGGAGGCCCACCUCUUCCAGCUCCACCUGGAGGCCCACCUCUUCCAGCUCCACCUGGAGGCCCAUUUCUUCCAGCUUCCAGCUCCACCUGGAGGCCCACCUCUUCCAGCUCCACCUGGAGGCCCACCUCUUCCAGCUCCACCUGGACU